AUGAAUUUAGGGAAAAUGGAACGAUUUCUCCGACUCGGCGGUCUAGGUGGUGGAAUCGGACAGUUUGGUGGAGGUCCUCCAUCGGAUUCGAACCAGGUGGAUACAUCAGAAACGGUAUACAUAUCGUCGCUUGCUCUACUCAAGAUGCUCAAGCACGGAAGAGCCGGUGUUCCAAUGGAGGUGAUGGGUCUGAUGUUGGGUGAGUUUGUCGACGAAUACACCGUGAACGUCAUUGAUGUCUUUGCAAUGCCUCAGUCUGGAACCGGAGUAUCCGUCGAGGCCGUAGACCCAGUAUUCCAAGCUAAGAUGUUGGAUAUGCUUAAACAAACUGGUCGACCUGAAAUGGUCGUUGGAUGGUAUCACUCGCAUCCGGGUUUUGGUUGUUGGCUUUCCGGUGUUGAUGUUAAUACUCAACAGUCUUUUGAAGCUUUAUCGAACAGAGCUGUUGCCGUAGUCGUCGAUCCUAUUCAGUCCGUCAAGGGAAAGGUGGUCAUUGAUGCUUUCCGUACUAUCAAUCCACAGACAAUGGCACUCAACCAAGAACCGCGGCAAACAACCAGUAACCUUGGUCAUUUGCAGAAGCCCAGUAUUCAGGCUUUAAUUCACGGACUUAAUCGACAUUAUUACUCGAUCCCCAUUGCGUAUCGGACUCAUGAUCUAGAGCAGAAGAUGUUAUUGAACCUCAACAAACAGUCCUGGAUGGACUCACUAGCUGUGCAAAAUUAUACCAGUUGUAGUGACAAGAACAAGGACAGCAUGAUGGCGAUGUUAAAGCUUGCCAAACUUUACAAGAAGGCUCUUGAAGAUGAAGAGAAAAUGACUGAUGAAGAACUUGCCAUCAAAAAUGUUGGGAAGCAGGAUCCUAAAAGACAUCUUGGAGAGGAGGUUACGAAGAUGCUGAGUGAUAAUAUUGUGCAAAAUCUCGCUGGAAUGAUGGACACCACCUCAUUCCAAUAA
Molecule: messenger RNA, 957 nt
Organism: Ostertagia ostertagi
Lineage: Eukaryota; Metazoa; Nematoda; Chromadorea; Rhabditida; Trichostrongylidae
Source: the annotation of a GenBank genome assembly